Nanorana parkeri is the source of this 1746-nucleotide messenger RNA. RefSeq names its product flavin adenine dinucleotide synthetase 1 (gene FLAD1). The record is from RefSeq and is a predicted model, not a curated record. The transcript has 9 exons. Gene Ontology annotation, biological process: FAD biosynthetic process. The coding region runs from base 73 to 1686 and encodes 537 amino acids. Lineage: Eukaryota; Metazoa; Chordata; Amphibia; Anura; Dicroglossidae. Gene Ontology annotation, molecular function: FMN adenylyltransferase activity.
ACGGGACUGGGAAGCCUGCGACGUCCUGGAGGGAUCCCGGAAGCAGGGCUCAUUGUGUUGUGAGCGGCUCGUAUGUCGGGCAGUGCCGGGCUGAGGCUCAGCAGAGGGUUAUGCCGCUUAGGAAGGCUGCAGAGGCACCUAGUCAUGUCUGCUAACAACUUCUGCGGAGCGCCAUCCCCGGACAAGGGGCCGCCAGACGAUGGAGCCGUCACGGCUGGGAUCAUCAUUAUCGGAGAUGAGAUACUGAAGGGCCACACGCAGGACACCAACUCCUUCUUCAUGUGUAAGAAGCUGCGCUCCAUCGGGGUCAAAGUCAGCAGGAUCUCCGUCAUCCCAGACGACGUGGACGCCAUCGCAGGGGAGAUCGCCGCCUUCUCCUCCCACUAUACUUACGUCCUGACCUCCGGCGGGAUCGGCCCCACCCACGACGACGUCACCUUCGAGGCGGUGGCCAAAGCCUUUGGUGAGAACAUCUUCCCGCACCCCGAGCUGGUGUCCCUGGUCCAGAAGUUCUUUGGUAAGUCCGACGCCUUGUGCCCGGAGAUGAAGCUGGCGCGGAUUCCCGUCUCCUCCAAACUAAACUACGGCACGGACAAACGCACCGGCGACUGCUUCAAGUACCCGCUGAUCAGCGUCCGCAACGUCUACGUCUUCCCCGGCAUCCCGUCGCUUAUGGAGAGGGCUCUGGAGGGGCUGGACCACCUCUUCCGCAACGAGAAGAUGCGGUUUUACUGCCGUGAGAUCUUCGUCAACGCCGACGAGAUGUCAAUCGCCGCCGUGCUGGAGGAAGCCAAUGCUUGUUACCGGCGGUACGUCAGCCUGGGCUCCUACCCGGAUUGGGCCAACAACUACUACCGCGUGCAGCUGACGCUGGACUCUGACUCCGAAUCGAUGCUGGAAGAGGCCUACAACUUCUUGAUGCAGAACCUUCCUCCGGGGGUAGUGGUGCCAUUUGUCAGGGACCCCAUGUCACAGGCCGCCGCCGAGGUCUACCAACUGGCACAGUCAGGUUCUCCGUUGGGGGAUAAGGUCUCAUCGGCGUUGCAGACGGUGGAGGACGCGCUGAAGCAGUACAGCCUGGAGAAAAUCUGCGUGGCCUUUAAUGGCGGUAAAGAUUGUACAGCGCUCCUGCACCUGUAUCACGCUGCCGUUCAGAGGCGACACCCGGAGCUCAAGGAGAAGCUGCAGGCUCUCUACAUCCGCAUCGUGUCACCGUUCCUGGAAAUGGAACAGUUCAUGCAGGACACAACCAAACGAUACAAUCUUCAGAUCUACACCAUCCAGGGUGACAUUAAACAAGCCCUCAUGGACCUGAAGGCGGAGCAGCCUCAGCUGGAGGCCAUCCUGAUGGGGACCCGUCGCACAGACCCGUACUCCUGCUCCCUGAUCCCCAUGUGCCUGACCGAUCCCGGCUGGCCCAAAUACAUGAGAGUCAACCCUCUGCUGGACUGGUCGUACCGCGACAUCUGGGAGUUCCUGCGCACAAUCUACAUUCCGUACUGCAUUCUGUAUGACAAAGGUUACACGUCUCUGGGCAGCAUGGAGAACACUAUAAAGAACCCGGCCCUUCGAUACACAACGCCGGCCGGGGUGGAGAGCUUUCGCCCUGCGUACAUGCUGGAGAACGAGGAAGAGGAACGCACGUCCAGGAAUCUGCAGGUCUCGUUGGGCUGUGGUUUGGAGUAGAUGCCACCUCGAACCUUUGUGCCACAGCUGAUGCCAUUGAAAGCGGGGGGGAGGGUGGAG